GCUGACUGCAGAGCCAACUAGCAACAACGGCUAGCUUCUUAACAUCUAGACGACACAGGGGUAGCUAGCAAGUUAGCUGAGCACCUAAUCAUGGUGAAUGUAAAGAAGCGGAAAGGUCGAGUCGUGAUUGACUCUGAUUCCGAAGACAGCGCUAGUGACGAUAAUUUAGAUCAGGAGCUGUUGUCUCUGGCAAAGAGGAAGAGGGUUGAUUCAGGUGAGCAAGAGGAGCCAGUCAGCAAACCUACAGCUUCUACUGACUCCGAGACAUCUGACAGUGAUGAUGAGUGGACUGUGGGCGGCACCAAAGGAAAAAAGAAGGUUAAACAAGGGAAAGGAUCUGAGAAGAAGAACGCCACAAAGAAAAAGGUUAAUAAAGCAACGGCAUCUGGCAGUUCAGAUGGAGACAGCUCUGCUGAGAGCUCUGCACCUGAGGAGGGUGAAGUGUCUGAUUCAGACACCAACAGCUCCUCCUCCAGCUCAGAUUCGGAUUCUUCUGAGGACGAUGUGUUCAGGGACGGUUACGACGACGACUUGAUGGGAGACGCGGAGGACAGGGCUCGUUUGGAGCAGAUGACUGAGAAGGAGCGAGAGCAAGAGCUUUUCAACAGAAUCGAGAAGCGAGAGGUGCUAAAGAGACGGUUUGAAAUCAAGAAGAAGCUGAAGACAGCAAAGAAGAAGGAGAAAGAGGAGAAGAAAAAGAAGCAGGAGGAAGAACAAGAAAAAAGGAAGCAAUCUCAGGUUCAAGACGCACAAGUGGUCAUGUCACACAACAAGGAGAGACGAUCCAAACGUGAUGAAAAACUUGACAAAAAGUCCCAGGCCAUGGAAGAACUGAAAGCCGAGCGUGAGAAAAAGAAAAACAAAACGGCUGAAUUGUUGGCCAAACGUCAGCCCCUGAAGACGAGUGAGGUUUAUUCUGAUGAUGAGGAGGAAGAGGAAGAGGAUGAUGACAAGUCAUCAGUCAAAAGCGAUCGAAGUUCACGCUCUUCUUCUUAUGAUGAUGAUGAAAAGGAAGAAACCCCACCGAAGUCGCAGCCUGUUUCACUACCAGAUGAGCUCAACAGGAUCCGUCUGUCCAGACACAAGCUGGAGCGCUGGUGCCACAUGCCUUUCUUUGCUAAGACUGUGACUGGCUGCUUUGUGAGGAUAGGGAUUGGGAACAGCAGCAGUAAACCAGUGUAUAGGGUCGCCGAAAUUGUGGAUGUGGUGGAGACAGCAAAGAUUUACCAGCUUGGAUCAACGCGGACAAACAAGGGACUACAAUUAAGGCAUGGCGGUGACACACGGGUUUUCAGGCUCGAGUUUGUAUCGAAUCAGGAGUUUACAGAAAGCGAGUUCAUGAAAUGGAAAGAGGCGAUGAUGGUUGCUGGAAUGCAAGUCCCGACCCUUGACGAAAUCACCAGAAAGGAGCAGUCCAUCAAAGAGGCUAUGAACUACAAAUUCAAUGACAAAGACAUAGAGGAUAUUGUUAAAGAGAAGGACAGAUUCCGAAAAGCACCACCAAAUUAUGCCAUGAAGAAAACGCAGUUACUCAAGGAUAAGGCCAUGGCAGAAGAUAGCGGAGAUGGUGAGAGAGCGAAAGUGAUCCAGGAUGAGCUGAACGAGCUCGAGGAAAGGGCUGAAGCACUUGACAGACAGAGGACCAAGAACAUCUCUGCCAUCAGCUACAUUAAUCAGAGAAACAGAAGCUGGAACAUUGUUGAAUCUGAGAAAGCACUUGUGGCUGAAGGACAAAAUGCCAAAAACCAACAAAUGGACCCUUUUACCCGAAGACAGUGCAAACCCACCAUGGUGUCGAAUGCCAGAGACCCGUCUGUCCACGCAGCUAUUCUUGCUCAUUUGAACCAGAAAUAUGGCUCUGGCUCGACACCAGACCCUUCCAGUGCAGAGAAGAACAAUCUGGGUCAAACAAACCCGAAAGACAAAGAUGUCCCCAAGCCAACCACUGACCUCUCAGAAGACUUGUUUAAAGUUCAUGACUUUGAUGUUAAGAUUGACCUACAGGUUCCCAAUGCUGAGGCAAAGUCUCUGUCCGUGAGCUCCAACUCACUGCCGGUGAAGGACGGCGCUCCACGCAGGUCCCUCAACCUGGAGGACUACAAGAAAAGGAGGGGGCUGAUAUGAUGUGCCCAGUCCGUCAUUUGUAAACCACAUUGCAUGUGUAAUUGGCUGUGUGUGUGUGUGUGUGUGUGUGUGUGUGUGUGUGUGUGUGUGUAUGUGUGAAUGAGAGAGAGAGAGAGAGGGGAUGAUGUUUGUUUGAAUGUUGAUACAACAGACUGUUUAUCCAAACACAGAGGAAAUACUGAUUGAGUGACGACGGCAUUUUUCUCAAAGGACCUUUAUUGGAAACGUGUCCAGAUAUUUGUUGUGUGGUUAUUUUUGAAUCAUCACACACGCACACUCAUAUAUGGUUAAGUUUUUUUUUUUUUU
Messenger RNA from Monopterus albus (swamp eel), 2430 nucleotides. It is a transcript of the gene rtf1, whose product is annotated as RTF1 homolog, Paf1/RNA polymerase II complex component. The coding region runs from base 91 to 2124 and encodes 677 amino acids. NCBI's taxonomy places the organism in Eukaryota, Metazoa, Chordata, Actinopteri, Synbranchiformes, Synbranchidae. The record is from RefSeq and is a predicted model, not a curated record. Gene Ontology annotation, molecular function: DNA binding; RNA polymerase II C-terminal domain phosphoserine binding. Gene Ontology annotation, cellular component: Cdc73/Paf1 complex. The transcript has 18 exons.